AUGGACCCUCUUAAGUACCUAUUUGAGAAGCCAGAUCUUACUGGAAAGUUGGCAAGAUGGCUGCUCAUGUUGAUAGAAUUUGAGCUCAAAUAUGUCACCAAAAAGUUAGUGAAAGCAAGAGCCGUUGCAGAAUUCUUGGCUGACCACCCCGUCGAGGGGGGUGAGGAUGCUGAGUUUGAGUUCCCAGAUGAAGAUCUGAUGACCAUAGUUGAGGAUGUUUGGAAAUUGUACUUUGAUGGAGCUGUCAAUCAGAGAGGGUUUGGAAUUGGCGUGUUUUUUAUUUCACCUAAAGGAUCACACAUUCCACUUGCGUUCAAGCUAAAUUUUGAAGUCACCAACAAUCAGGCGGAAUAUGAGGCCAACGGUGAUUGGAAAGUUAAAGAGGAAAAGCUAAAGCUAUACCACCAGGACCUUGAAGACCUCAUCCCUCAUUUCAACAAAGUGACUUUUACUCAUGUACCAAGGCUUAAGAACCAAUUUGCAGAUGCCCUCGCAACAUUGGUGGCCAUGGUCGAAAUUCCCAUUGGUGUGAGAUUAAGACCCAUCGUAAUUGAGCAAAGAGAUUCACUGUUAUGUUUCCAUGGCGUGGAAGCCAAAAGGGUAAUGAAAGAGAUUCAUGAGGGAGUGUGUGGUCCUCAUAUGAACGGCAUGAUGCUUAGAAAGAAAAUUUUAAGGCAGGGAUACUUUUGGUACACCAUAGAAACGGAAUGCAUAGAGUAUGUGCGUAGAUGUCACAAGUGCCAAAUCCAUGCCAACCUUAUGCUUGUUUCGCCAUCAGAACUACAUCAGAUGACUUCUCCCUGGCCUUUCUUAGUAUGGGGGAUCGAUGUUAUUGGAAGAAUUGUGUCGGCGGCGUCCAACGGCCACAAGUUCAUCUUAGUUGCCAUUGAUUAUUUCACAAAGUGGGUAUUUGUAUCAGAUAAUGGCCACUUCAAAAGCCGUGCAAGGGACGUUUUGGAGGAGUUUCAGAUCCAAGUGCACAAGUCAACGGUUUACCGGUUACAAACUAAUGGAGCAAUAGAAGCAGCAAACAAAAUAGUCAAAAUGAUUUUGGAAAAGACCAUCCAGUCCUCAACAAAUUGGCAUGACCAGCUGCCAUUAGCAUUAUGGGGAUAUUGGAUGUCCGUUCGUACUCCAACAGGAGCGAUACCCUACUCUCUGGUCUACGGUAUGGAGGCCAUGCUCCCCAUUGAGCUAGAGGUUCUAUCUCUUUGA
Messenger RNA from Rhododendron vialii, 1215 nucleotides. RefSeq lists its product as uncharacterized. The record is from RefSeq and is a predicted model, not a curated record. Bases 1 to 1215 code for a protein of 404 amino acids. NCBI's taxonomy places the organism in Eukaryota, Viridiplantae, Streptophyta, Magnoliopsida, Ericales, Ericaceae. Gene Ontology annotation, molecular function: nucleic acid binding; RNA-DNA hybrid ribonuclease activity. The transcript has 4 exons.